Molecule: messenger RNA, 4189 nt
Organism: Ylistrum balloti
Lineage: Eukaryota; Metazoa; Mollusca; Bivalvia; Pectinida; Pectinidae
Product: DNA excision repair protein ERCC-5-like
Exons: 15
Coding region: 120-3512 (1130 amino acids)
Biological process (GO): nucleotide-excision repair
Cellular component (GO): nucleus
Molecular function (GO): DNA endonuclease activity; single-stranded DNA binding
Source: RefSeq, a predicted model, not a curated record
AAAUCAUGAAUAGACGUUUUCUCCUUUAAAUAAGUUGUCUUUGUUCGUGACAGUAGUUCACGAUAUUGUGAUUAUCUUUUUUUUUGAAUGACGGACAGAAAGACUGAGUGAGAGAAGAAAUGGGUGUGCAAGGCCUCUGGCAGCUUAUUCAGUCAACUGGUAAACCAGUCUCCCUCUUGUCUCUCGACGGCAAAAUACUUUCAAUCGAUGUGAGCAUAUGGCUCCACCAUGCUGUUAAAGGAAUGAGGGACAAGGAUGGAAAUCCCCUUCCAAAUGCUCAUCUUCAAGUCCUGUUUUCUCGGAUCUGUAAGCUGCUAUUCUACAAUAUAAAACCUGUGUUUGUCUUUGAUGGUGGUGUGCCAGUACUGAAGAAGCAAACUCUGGCAUUCAGAAGAGAAAAUCGUGAAUUAGCAGAAAAAGAGAGUUCAAAGACAAACCAGAAGUUGCUUCAAAAUUUGAUGAAGAGCCAAGCUAUUAAGGAAGUUCUUGGCGAUGAUGCAGGUCCAUCAAAAAGUCAAUUGUCAACAUCCACAAAGUCAAGAGAUAUGUUUGAGUUACCUCCCCUUCCUGCUGAAUUCUUAAGGAUGCAGGAAGAGAACAGUAGUUGGGAAGAACGUGUCGCUGCACAGGAAGUCAUGGCUGAAGAUGAAUUGGAUGAUAUAGAUGUUGACUCCCCUGACUUCUGUAGCCUGCCAUCUGAGUUGAAGCAUGAGAUUCUCACAACUAUGAAGGAACAACGGAAGUACAACUUAUCUGCAAAAAUGGACCUACCAGAGGAUUCACUCGAUUUUUCCAGUUAUCAGAUGGCAAAAAUACUUAAACAGAAUAAACUGGCUUCAAAAAUUGAACAAGUACGUAAAGAAAUGAAUGCUCCAUCUAGGUCAGAGAUAAGUUUGACACUUGGGGAUGAUUAUUAUAGUGACUCGGUGAUACAAUCUCAACGAGUUAUCUCUGAAGACAAGUCCCACUUUGUUUUGAUUAAAGGGACUGGCAAGCAAAGAAGAGAGGAGGAAUUAGCCAAAGCAAAUGAAUAUGAAGAGGAGUUAUUAAAGGCAGAACUUGCAACAGCACAGGAAGAAGAUAACAAGAUGAAACAAAUAAUGGAUAACAUUUCAAAUGAAAGCGACAAGGAAAUUGGAAAUAAUAGAGAUAUGGAAGUGGUAUCCAAGAAAAGUUGUGUUGUAGACAUUACUGAGAACAUGACUCAUGUUGUAGAAAUUACCGAGAACGUGGUAAAUGCUCAACAAGUUUUAACAGAUGACCACACAAGUACUGGACCCUAUGUUGACCAGCAGUGCAGAAGUAAUAUUCUUAGUGAAGUAUUGAACAUGAAAAACAAAUUACUCCAAAAGAUUUCUGAUGAUGAUGUUUCAGAUUCACGUGAUAUUGAUAGACCUGCCAUUGUAGAUAGGUCGCAACCAAAAGAUCCAUUUAAAUUGUCUCAAUCUGCAGAACACUCCAGUGAUCCAUCUUCUACAAAUGUGACACAUAUCAAAAGCAGCUUACAACCUUCAUCAAAUCAAAAAGAAUCAGUUUGUCAGGUAGAAAAUGACAUGAUACCGAUGAAAACCUCCAAUCUGUCCAACGGUCAAGAAUCCAGACCAUCCGCUAGCAAGGACAACUGUGGUGUCCCAAUUUUGAUUUCAAGUGAUGAUGAUGUAGUAGUAAAGAAACCAAGAUUGAAUUUUGAUAGUACAAUCCAUUACCAGCAGCAGCAGCAAGGACUUCACAAGGUAGAGGCUGCUGUUGCAUGUGAUGAUAGCAGAUCUGAAGAUGAAGGAUUCAUAGAGAUUUCCAUAGAUACAACUAAAAGGAAUGUACCUGAUGACCUGUUCCCUGCCUCAAUAUUUAGUGGUGGAGACAAUGAGGAUACAGUGCCCUUAACACUUCCUUCAGAGGAACAGAUAAUUGCCUCAACUUCAGCACAAAAAGUGGUCACUAAUGAGGAACCUGUUGGUACUAUAACAGCAGAUGAGCAACUGAUGGACAUGACUGCUGAUCAAUUUCAAGAACCAAAUCCCUUUCAGGAUUUUAAAGAGGACGAUUUGCUGGAGUACAAGGAAGAUCUUGAAUUGGAAAGCAUAAAUUUGCAGCAGGAACGUGGCAAACAAGAUCGGCUGGCGACAAGCAUCACUGAUCAGAUGUACCUAGAGGCACAGGAGCUGCUUCAGAUGUUUGGCGUACCUUAUGUUGUCAGCCCAAUGGAGGCCGAGGCACAGUGUGCCUUCAUGGAUCAAACAGAUCAGACACAGGGAUCUAUCACUGAUGACAGCGACAUCUGGUUGUUUGGUGGGACCCGUGUUUACAAAAACUUCUUCAAUCAAAACAAACAUGUGGAAUUUUUCCAGAGGACAAGUAUUGACUAUCAAUUAGGUUUGUGCCGGGAGAAGAUGAUAAAUAUCGCUCUAUUGUGUGGAAGUGAUUACACACUGGGAAUACAGAAGGUUGGCCCUGUGUCUGCCCUGGAGAUCAUGGCAGAGUUUCCAGGGGAUGGUGUCGAAGGGCUAAUCAAAUUCAAGUCUUGGUGGGACAAAGCAAGGCAUAAACAAAGCAAGGACACAAAAAUCAGAAACAAACUGAAGCAGCUGGAUAUCCACGAAGGUUUUCCCAGUGCAGCAGUUGUAGAUGCUUACCUCAGUCCUAAGGUAGACGAGUCAAUGGAUGCCUUCACCUGGUCUAGACCUGACCUUGACCUCCUCCGAGAUUAUGCUAGAGAGAAGUUUGGCUGGAGGAAGGAGAAAGUGGAUGAGAAUCUCCUACCAGUGAUGAAGCGAUUGAACGAAAGACAAAGGCAAGGAAAAAUCGACAAAUUUUUCCAACCAGAAGCAUUCUUAGAAUCUAAAAAAGUGCAAAGUUCUCGUGUCAAACAGGCUUUGUCAAAAUUAACAAGUGCCCCAACUUCUGAACUUCUCCAUACGAAGGCCAGCCAGUCUCCUAUACAAAAGGCAAAAGAUGCUAUGGCAGAAAGAAGGAGAAAAAUGAAAGGCAAAGGAAUUUCUGCAGGUCAAGGGUUAAAGAGCAGAGGUAAAGGAAAGGGCAAAAGGACGUUGAAAGGUGAAUCUAAGAAAAAUGAAGGUAAGCAUGACAAGUUCAUGGUUAAAGAGUUUGUGGAGCUGUCGGAGAGUAGUUCAAGUGAGGAGGAAAAGAGCUGUGCAUUUAAACACAAAACUAACAGUUCAGCUACUGUUACUUCUGCAGCAAAGACAGACAGUUCAAAGUCCCUCUCCUAUCUGGAAUCCGGAGGAUUUUAUCAGGACGAUGAUGAAGAUACCAGUGAAACUGUUGGACAAAAACUGAAAUCAUACUUUGACCGCUUGGAAAAGGGAUUUAUUGGAAAAAGUGAUGUAGAACAGAAAUCUGAUAGUAGACAGGCAAGUGAAAGGAGGUCAAUAAAGAUUUCCAAAACUGUUGAUAACAGUGUGGCCAUCACACGGAAUUCACGGAAAACUAAAGCUCGAUCUAAAUUAGUCAGGAUGGACAACUCUGACAGCUCCUCUGAUAGUGAUUUUUGAUGUAAACAUUUAAAACUGUUGGACCUGACUUUUUUCUUAGUAAUGCAGAAUUAUUACAUUAAAUUUAUUUUUUUUAAACAAUGUAUAGAGCCAACAUCAGUCUUCAGUUAGGUGUGUUCUUCAGUGGAGCACUCCACUUAUGAUACCUACAGGUAUACAGGGUCAUCAACAGGAACCUGUACAAUAAAGACAGGGAAAUGUUAACAGCAACAAGAUCAGGUGUUAGUAAAUAAGUAGGUCACUUAACAAGUAGUUUUGCCUCCAGUUGAGGCUUCAUCAGGACAGUUCCAGUUGAGGCUUCAUCAGGACAAUUUUAGCUGAGGCUUCAUCAGGACAAUUCCAGUUGAGGCUUCAUCAGGACAAUUUCAGUUGAGGCUUCAUCAGGACAAUUUCAGUUGAGGCUUCAUCAGGACAAUUUUACACCAACCUUUCCUUGCCUAUAUUUAUUUUUUUUAAACCAGAUCUACCUUCCUUUUGGUUUGAUGAAAUUUUCAAAGCCUAUUGAGUAACAUGCUAAUAAUUAUUUACAGAAAGGAAGCUGGUUUUGAUUUGUUUAUAGCAAAAGGUCAUCAAUAUGUGUGGAUUGAAUUAUUAACGUGUAUGUUCAGAUGAUGGUUGCCAUAUCUGAAAUUUUACAUGCAGCAAAAACAUUUUUAUAUUAUCAGAACAUGCUCAGG